GUUUCUCAAAUUCCAUGUCGCAGUUGAACGUCACAACCACGAGACUCCUCUCACUCCUACCCAACUGCUCCUCCAUCACUCACAUCCAUCAAAUCCAAGCCCAGCUCAUCACCCAAAACCUCCACUCAAUCACUACCGUCGCCUCCACCUUCAUCACCGCCUGUAAAACCCUCGGCCUCCUCCACUUGGCCCACCUUCACUUACUCACCCAGCUCCCAAACCCCCAUGUCUUCACCUGCAACUCCCUCAUCAGAGCCUUCUCUCAUUCCCACAUCCCUCACGUCCCUCUCUCUGUAUACACCCACAUGCGCAAAACCUCCAUUCCUCCCAAUCACUACACAUUUCCUGUUCUUUUCAAGUCCUUGUCCGACGGCCGGGACCUCAGACAAGGCCGAUGCUUGCAUACCCAUGUCGUCAAAUUGGGUCAGUGGUGUGAUAUCUACGUCCAGAACUCGGCUCUGGAUUUGUACGCUUCCUGUGGCCGGAUGGACCUAUGUCGAAAGGUGUUUGAUGAAAUGCCUCAGAGAGAUGUUGUGUCGUGGACCGGUUUGAUUAAGGGGUACCGGAACUUGGGGAAGUAUGACGAUGCGUUGAUUGCUUUCGAGCAGAUGCAGUAUGCGGGUGUGGUGCCGAAUGCUGUGACGAUGGUGAAUGCUUUGGCUGCGUGUGCAAGUUUCGGGGCGCUUGAGAUGGGGGUGUGGAUUCAUGAAUGCAUAAGGAGGGAGGGAUGGGAGUUGGAUGUGAAAUUGGGAACAGCGUUGAUUGAUUUGUAUGGAACAUGUGGGAAAACUGAGGAGGCUUUGGCUGUUUUCGAUACGAUGGAAGAGAAGAACACAUUUACUUGGAAUGCACUGAUCAAGGGGUUUGCUCUUGCCAAGAGCGGCGAGGAGGCAGUUUGGUGGUUUGGGAGAAUGGAACAAGAAGGGUUCGGUGCAGACGAAGUGACUUUGGUGGAACUGCUUUCUGCUUGUAGUCACUCGGGGUUGGUAGAUGUUGGUAGACAAAUUUUUAGUUCCUUGAGCAAUGGCAAGUAUGGAUUUUUGCCGAGCGUCAAGCAUUAUGCUUGUAUGAUUGACCUCUUGGCUCGUGCCGGGUGUCUUGAAGAUGCUUUCAAAUGCUUAAGAGAGAUGCCUUAUGAGCCUAGUAAAGCUAUGAUGGGGUCAUUGCUGGCUGCCGGUAAAACUUAUGGGGACUUGGAGUUGAGCGAGUUUGCAGCUACAAAGCUUGUUGAACUGGAGCCGGGGAAUAGUGCUUACUAUAUCUUGCUGUCGAAUUUGUAUGCCGAGAUGGGUAGAUGGGAUGAUGUUGAGAAAGUGAGGGCCAUGAUGAAAGAGAGAGACCUUAAGAAAGACUUGGGUUGUAGCUCGGCGGAAUGCAAACCCUUUGACCAAGUUGAUCAACUAGUAGCGCAAUAAGUCGGAUUGCAUUUGCAAGCAAAUGCUCAGCUUGUAGCAUGGGUAAAUGGCAAACACAAACUUCAAACACCCAAAAGAAAUUGUCAAAGCAAAUGCAGAAGGCAUCAAAUUUUGCAUUGAAGACAAGAGACAAAAGGUCAAAGGCGUAAAACAACGAGUUAUA
Molecule: messenger RNA, 1578 nt
Organism: Rosa chinensis
Lineage: Eukaryota; Viridiplantae; Streptophyta; Magnoliopsida; Rosales; Rosaceae
Product: pentatricopeptide repeat-containing protein At5g43790
Exons: 2
Coding region: 15-1415 (466 amino acids)
Biological process (GO): RNA modification
Molecular function (GO): protein binding; RNA binding
Source: RefSeq, a predicted model, not a curated record